AUGAGACCUGUUACAGUUGGAAUCGUGUCGAUCGGAGACAUGGGCCUAGGUGUGGCUAGACUCCUAAAAGCCCACGACUACCGAGUCGUCACGGUCGCAGACGGAAGAAGUGAACACACAGUAGCGCGAAUCCAUUCAGCAGGGGUCUCGAUCCUUCCUUCAGACCAAGCGCUAGUAAUCCAAGCCGACUACGUACUUUCGAUCGUACCUCCGCGGAACGCAGUGGCGACCGCCCGACGAAUAGCAGAUGCAUGCGCACAGCCAUCGACCGGCAGUCUCCGAGAGGCGCUGGAAGACUUGGAAAACAAACCGAAGCGGUCCAAGCUAUACUACCUCGAACUCAACGCGAUACCCGCACGACUGGCGUCGGAGAUGGCGGCGCAGUUUGACGAGCCAACCACAACAACGGAUUUAGGCCGAGGGUGCCACUUCCUCGAUGGCGGAAUCAUUGGCGGGCCGCCAUCCCAAAGCACGCAAGACGGGAGCACAACCUGGAAAAAACCUAGCGUGGUGUUGUCGGGGGUGGUGGAUCUGGCCCCUGCGUUUGCGACGCUGGCAGACGUCCUGAAUAUCAAACUUGUCUCGCCUCGGAUUGGCGCCGCAUCCACGCUCAAACUAUCCUUCGCUGCAUUGACCAAAGGUCUCACCGCGCUGUCUAUUCUGUCUUUCUCCACUGCGCAGAAGGAGUCGAUGUUACCGGAGUUGUUGGAAUUGCUGGAGCAACACUCCCCACGUACUGCUGCGCUCACGACGAAUGGGGUGAUUGGUAUGAGUCCCAAGGCAUACCGGUGGGAGGAUGAAAUGCGUGGAAUUGGGGAGACGUUUGAUACCGAGGGUGGGUGGAAUGGGGUCGGAGCCGGUGUUUAUGGAGGAUUUGCUGAGAUCUAUCGGACCAUUGCGGAAGAUACCGUAUUAGGCGAGGAGCGAGUGGAGCAUCGAGUGCGAGGUAUGACGGUUGCGGAUGCCGCUCAGAUCAUCGCUGAAAGGCGUCAACCGUAA
Molecule: messenger RNA, 999 nt
Organism: Penicillium robsamsonii
Lineage: Eukaryota; Fungi; Ascomycota; Eurotiomycetes; Eurotiales; Aspergillaceae
Product: DUF1932 domain-containing protein
Exons: 2
Coding region: 1-999 (332 amino acids)
Molecular function (GO): oxidoreductase activity
Source: RefSeq, a predicted model, not a curated record